Brassica rapa (field mustard) is the source of this 571-nucleotide messenger RNA. RefSeq lists its product as uncharacterized. Lineage: Eukaryota; Viridiplantae; Streptophyta; Magnoliopsida; Brassicales; Brassicaceae. The record is from RefSeq and is a predicted model, not a curated record.
CACAAUACUAAAGGAUAAAUAUGUAAUUAAUAAUAUUUUAAGCAUGACUAGUAUUUAUAGUCGACUUCUCUUUCUUUUGGUAAAACCACAAACACAAAAUCUUAAAAAGGAAGAAUCUGUAGUUUUAACUAAAGUCUGAAACGAACAAAAAUGUGCUACAAAAAGAUUCUCCCACCUGUUAUUCCACCGCCAAAGUUACCGGCGGCAGAAGUGACGGUGACGACGGAGGUGGUAGCCAUCGCGAGUGUCCGUGACGACGGCGGUGAAAAGAAGGUGUGUGUAUGUUCACCGUCGAAGCAUCCAAGAUCGUUCAAGUGUAGGUAUCAUCAUCAUGAAUAUCAAUGGCUUCCUUCUUCUUCUUCUUCUUCUUCUUCUUCCUCUCCGUCUUCUUCUUCUUCACUCCAAAAAUGACACAUCAAUAUGUAAUCAAUAACUAUAGUUUUAUAUUCAUGGGUAUUUGUUAAUUUAAUUAAAGUAUAAAUCGUGCAUGUUGUGAUUUUUAUUCAUAAUCAAUAACCAUAGUUUAUAUUCAUGGCUAAUUUGUCGAUUUAAUCGAAGUAUAAAUCUUGCA